AUGGCACGCCUGCUCCUCCCCGUCUCCGUCUCCGUCUCCGUCCCUGUCCCAGUCCCCAUCUCCGCUAGCAUUGUGCUGCCGUCGUCGUCUAGUACUGGUACUAGUACCGCGCGGCGCCGAGGCCGCAGCGUCUGCGUCCGCGUCGCUGUGCCCGCCACGCAAGGACAAGAAGGACCGGCGUUUGACCCCGCGGCGGCGCCACCGUUCGGGCUGGCCGACAUCCGCGCCGCCAUCCCCAAGCACUGCUGGGUGAAGGACCCCAGGCGCUCCAUGGCCUACGUCCUGCGCGACGUCGUCCUGGUGCUGGGUCUCGCCGCCGCCGCCGCGCGCCUCGACAGCUGGCUCGUCUGGCCGCUGUACUGGGCGGCGCAGGGCACCAUGUUCUGGGCGCUCUUCGUGCUGGGACACGACUGCGGGCACGGCAGCUUCUCCAACAACCCCAGCCUCAACAGCGUCGUCGGCCACAUUCUGCACUCCUCCAUCCUGGUGCCAUACCACGGCUGGCGGAUUAGCCACAGGACGCACCACCAGAACCACGGCCACGUCGACAAGGACGAGUCAUGGCAUCCCCUCCCCGAGCGGCUGUACAAGAGUCUGGACAGCGUCGUCCUGAUGCUGCGCUUCAGGCUGCCCUUCCCCAUGCUCGUCUACCCAUUCUACCUGGCCAACAGGAGCCCCGGCAAGUCAGGCUCCCACUUCCACCCGGCCAGCGGCCUCUUCCAGCCCAGCGAGAGCAACGACGUGCUCACCUCCACGGCUUGCUGGCUCGCCAUGGCCGCCCUCCUAGCUGCCCUCACCUUCCUCAUGGGCCCUCUGCAGAUGCUCAAGCUCUACUUCGUACCCUACUGGGUUUUUGUCAUGUGGCUCGACUUUGUUACCUACCUGCACCAUCACGGCCACAAUGACAAGCUUCCAUGGUACCGAGGAAAGGAAUGGACCUAUCUUCGGGGUGGCCUGACGACGCUCGACCGGGACUAUGGAUGGAUCAACAACAUCCACCAUGACAUUGGGACUCAUGUCAUCCACCAUCUCUUCCCGCAGAUCCCACAUUACCAUCUCAUAGAGGCGACAGAGGCAGCCAAGCCGGUGCUGGGAAAGUACUACAGAGAGCCGCAAAAGUCUGGCCCUCUCCCCUUUCAUCUACUUGGUGAUCUGGUUCGGAGUUUGAGACGUGACCACUAUGUCAGCGACACAGGGGAUGUGGUCUACUACCAAACUGACCCAAAACUGCAUUAG
Molecule: messenger RNA, 1236 nt
Organism: Miscanthus lutarioriparius
Lineage: Eukaryota; Viridiplantae; Streptophyta; Magnoliopsida; Poales; Poaceae
Source: the annotation of a GenBank genome assembly